Messenger RNA from Chelonia mydas (Green sea turtle), 3390 nucleotides. RefSeq names its product vascular endothelial growth factor C (gene VEGFC). Lineage: Eukaryota; Metazoa; Chordata; Testudines; Cheloniidae. Gene Ontology annotation, molecular function: vascular endothelial growth factor receptor 3 binding; growth factor activity; chemoattractant activity. Gene Ontology annotation, cellular component: membrane. The transcript is spliced from 9 exons. Gene Ontology annotation, biological process: positive regulation of mast cell chemotaxis; positive regulation of angiogenesis; induction of positive chemotaxis. The record is from RefSeq and is a predicted model, not a curated record. The coding region runs from base 1444 to 2988 and encodes 514 amino acids.
UUAAAAAGGCUUUAUUUUUUAACCACAGCUUCAGUGAAAUACAGUACCAAUACACUUCCGAUUGAAGGCAGCUUCAAGUCGAGGAUUGCUCCAAUUCUAUUUGAAGAAGCACAGCACCGAAAUAAGGUAUUGGUGACGGUCUCUUCUCAAGCUGGCAAAAAUCUUGCUUGGGCCACCGGUUAAAAAAACAAAAACAAAACAACACCGCCCCAAAUCCUCCUCAUUUUACUGAGGCAAAAAAAGCCCAGUGACUCCUUUCAAUAAUCGACCUGAAGUCAAUGGAAAUUUUGCCUAAGGCCUUCGGGAUUUGUCCAUUUGUGAUGUAAGCAACUCUAAGCACGGACAUCACUGCUGAAGGCUGAAUAAAAUACAAUACAUAAACUUCCUAAGGGUUUGAUCCUGCAGCCAGUGGUAAUUUGGCCUAUGAAGAAAGGGAGUGCAGGGCUGGGGCUACAGUAGUGUGGGUUGUUUAAUAGGUGCUUGCAAAGCGCUUUGAGAUCCUGGCACGGGGCUUAGUCCCUCGCAUCAGUUUGAGACCUAGCACCAACUGCCCCCAUGCAGUCAGCUUGCUCUGCAGCCUCCUUGCACCCUUCGGGGCUGCAAAGCGGAGGCGAGUAAGAAAGGUGCGACGCUGCCAGCCGCGGGAGGCAGGUCCCGGCUCGAGGGACAGGCCGGCGCAGCGUGUGGCCCCAUCUCGCCGGCUGGCCCGGAGCAGGCGCGCGCCUCCCGUCUCACGUUUCCUCAGCCCCGGGAAAAGCGUUGCACGGCGAGUGGCUGCUUGUGGGAAGCGCAGGAGCGGGAGGAGGCAGCCCAAGGGGGGGGGGCUCACACCCUUUCCUCCCCGCCCUCCCGCCGCCAGCCAGUCGCUCAGCCUCAGAGGCACAGGCAGAGGGCGCCUGAGCCAUGUCCGCCCCCUGCGGCCGCUGCUGCCGCUCAGCUCCACGCGUUGAGGAGGCUCCAGCACCCCGGGCCCCGCAGCCGCUGACAGGCGUCCUGCGAGCCAAGGCAGGAGAGUGAGUCGAGCGGCUCGCUCUCCCCCGCGCCGGCUUCGCCUAGUCCAUGGGGCUGCGCUGCGUGUGUGCAGGCAGGGGGCUGCAGCAGAAGGAGGAAGCCCCAUUGGUGUGAGCAGCUGCGCUCUCCCUCUCCUCCCUGCCCUGCCUCACCUCCCUGCUCCUGAGCGAGCCCGGCUCGGAUGUCCGGUUUCCUGGUGGCUUUUCACCUGGCAAACUCCAGCUAACUUCGGUGAGCAAUUGCACAGCGGCCGGGCGCGUUGGGAGCUCCCUUGCUGGGAGCUGGUGCUGCUGCAUCUUCUCCAUCCCAGGGAUUCUGCCGCCUUGGAUCUUGGGGGGAGGCAACCAACAAAGCCAAGGAGCCUCACGAUUCCCCGUACACUCCUCAAGCUCCCCCCGCCCCGCCACGCACCCACCCUGCCAUCCUUGCACAAUGCACUUGCUGGGAUUAUUCUCUCUGGUUUGCUAUCUGGCUGCUGCUGCUCUGCUGCUGGGACCCAGGGAGCCGGCCACCGCCGCUGCCUAUGAAUCCGGGCAGGGCUACUACGAGGAGGAGCCCGAUUUGGGGGAAGCAAAGAAUUGCACAGGACAAAGUCAGAGCAGAACUCGAAUUGGAGGACCAGAUCUCAGCUGCUACAAAUUGUCAUACUCUGUUAAAAUCAACAGAAUUAUAUUCACAACAACUGACAGUGCAGAAUUGUUCCUGUGUUUUCUGGUCCCCAAAUGCCUCCAGCAAGGGAGCUUCUGUCACUUCUCUAGGGAGGUUACAGAAUUUGGGCAGUUAUAUUGGAAUAAUCUUGUUGCACUUCCUCAGCAAACAUCAAGAUCGUAUUCUUCUUCUCCAUCAAGACUUCAUUUUGCGGCUCAUGCAAGCAAAGAGCUGGAAGAGCAGUUGCGGUCUGUGUCCAGUGUGGAUGAACUCAUGACAGUACUUUACCCAGAGUAUUGGAAAAUGUUCAAAUGUCAGUUGAGGAAAGGGGGCUGGCAACACAACAGGGAACACUCCAGCUUCGACCCAAGAUCAGAUGAUUCAGUAAAAUUUGCAGCAGCACAUUAUAAUGCAGAGAUCUUGAAAAGUAUUGAUAAUGAAUGGAGGAAAACUCAGUGCAUGCCACGCGAGGUGUGUGUAGAUGUGGGGAAAGAGUUUGGAGCAACAACAAACACCUUCUUUAAACCCCCAUGUGUGUCCAUCUACAGAUGUGGAGGUUGCUGCAAUAGUGAGGGGCUGCAAUGUAUGAAUAUCAGCACAAGUUACAUCAGCAAAACGUUAUUCGAGAUUACCGUGCCGCUGUCUCAUGGCCCUAAACCUGUAACAGUAAGUUUUGCUAAUCAUACGUCCUGCCGAUGCAUGUCUAAGCUGGAUGUUUACAGACAAGUUCAUUCAAUCAUUAGACGCUCCUUACCAGCCACGCAACCACAGUGUCACGUGGCAAACAAAACUUGUCCAAAGAAUCUUAUCUGGAAUAAUCAGAUUUGCAGAUGUCUGGUGCAGCAUGACUUCAGUUUCUCUUCCCAUCAUGGAGAUACUGACACUGCUGACGAAUUCCAUGAUAUCUGUGGACCUAACAAAGAACUUGACGAAGAAACUUGUCAAUGUGUCUGCAAAGGGGGUGUACGGCCUUCAAGCUGUGGACCCCAAAAAGAAUUAGAUAGAACAUCGUGCCAGUGUACAUGUAAAAACAAACUUUUGCCUAGUUCUUGUGGUCCCAGCAAAGAAUUUGAUGAAGAUAAGUGCCAGUGUGUAUGUAAAAGAACCUGCCCUAAACAUCAGCCACUAAAUUCUGCAAAAUGUAUCUGUGAAUGUAUAGAAUCUCCAAAUAAAUGCUUCUUAAAAGGAAAAAGGUUUCAUCACCAGACAUGCAGUUGCUACAGACCACCAUGUACAGUUAGAACGAAACGCUGUGAGCCUGGAUUUUAUUAUAGUGAAGAAGUGUGCCGCUGCGUACCCACAUAUUGGAAAAGACCGCUUAUUAAUUAGUGAAGAAAGUACUCCUUGCCAUUUUGGUGUACAUUUUUCCAUUAAAAAAACAACUGUGUUAACAUUGGAAUUAACUGUGCACCAGAGAUCCUGUGGGAGUCACAGAGACAGACACAUUGUGCUUUUUUCCCCCAAGAAAUAUGGAAAGCACAUGUAGACAAUAAUGGGGCUCAUGUUGUGUAAAGAACUCACUGAGGACUUGUUUUCUGCCAAUGACCAAACAGCCUUGGUUUUCCUCCUUGUGAUUUUUUUUUAAAAAGAGAUAAUGACUAUAUAAUUUAUUGCCACUAAAAACAUUGUGCAGCAUUCCUGUUUAUAGCAGUAACAAUUGUUAAAGCUCACUGUGAUCAAUAUUUUUAUAUCAUGCAAAAUAUGUUUAAAUAAAAUGAAAAUUGUAUUAUA